Messenger RNA from Olea europaea var. sylvestris, 3323 nucleotides. RefSeq names its product phosphatidylinositol 4-phosphate 5-kinase 6-like. Gene Ontology annotation, molecular function: 1-phosphatidylinositol-4-phosphate 5-kinase activity; ATP binding. The transcript has 8 exons. The record is from RefSeq and is a predicted model, not a curated record. Bases 538 to 2850 code for a protein of 770 amino acids. Gene Ontology annotation, biological process: phosphatidylinositol metabolic process. NCBI's taxonomy places the organism in Eukaryota, Viridiplantae, Streptophyta, Magnoliopsida, Lamiales, Oleaceae.
GAAAAUAAAGAACAGAGAGAAUUAAUUUAUUAAAAGAAUCAUCUAACAAUAGAGGAGGGUUGUCAUUGACGUCAAUAUUCUUUUUUCUUUGUGCUUUUGCUUUUCCUGUCUAUCUAACAGCUCCUCCUUUUUCAAAAAUCCUUAAUAACAAUUUCAACAAAGAGGUGUAUAUUAUUGUUCUUAAUUUUGGGUUCUUCUUUCUUUACGUAUUCCACCAUAUUUUGUUUCUUUCUGAACAAAUUUAACAGCGCCUGUUCUAUCAAAAUAUCAAACACCCAUUUCAAAAAUCGUAUAGAAGAAUCCCAACACAGUAAAUAGAAACAAAACUGUUGUUUUGAUAUUUGGUUGCUUUUGUUUUGACUAUACAUUGUUGGGGUGUUCUAAGUAUUUAGGAAAUAUGGUUAUUGGUAUGUGUUUCAUGCUGACACCUUUGACGCAAGGAAAAUUGAUUUGGGUUAGGGAAAAAUAGUGAAAUUGAGAGCGCCUGAGGCUGGAAGGAGGGAGAAGGAGAGGAAAAGGUGGGUUCAUUAGAAGAGAAUGAACAAAGAAUUGCGAGGCAUUGUCAAGGCUUGGGAAGCAAAAGUGAAGAAAUCACAAGCAGCUGCAAAAAACAGGGCAAAUAGCAUAUUCAGUACAAUGUCAGUGGCCUAUGUGGAUGAUGAUGAAACUUAUAACCCUGGAGAGAUUUAUCAUGUUGAGAAGGUAUUCUCCAAUGGGGAUGUGUUUAUAGGGCAGUGGGGAGACAACUGUCCUAAUGGCCAUGGCAAGUACUUGUGGGUUGAUGGUUGUAUGUAUGUUGGUGACUGGUGCAAAGGCAAGGCAAUGGGGAAGGGCAAGUUUAGUUGGCCCUCCGGUGCGACUUAUGAGGGCCAAUUCAAGAAUGGGUACAUGGAUGGAGAGGGAUGCUAUACAGGUUCUUCAAAUGAUACAUAUAGAGGAACAUGGGUGAUGAACAUGAAGCAUGGUACAGGCACAAAGAAUUAUGCAAAUGGAGACUAUUAUGCUGGGGCGUGGCGUCGUGGGCAGCCUGAUGGUCAGGGGAGGUAUGUAUGGAACAAUGGGAACCAAUACAUUGGGCAUUGGAGGCUUGGGAGGAUGAAUGGCAAUGGAACUAUGAUGUGGGCUAAUGGGAAUCGAUAUGAUGGUAGUUGGGAGGAUGGAUUGCCUAAAGGAAAUGGGACAUUCCGAUGGGCUGAUGGGAGUUUUUAUGUUGGUGUGUGGAGUAAGGAUGAGCAGAGUGGGACUUAUUAUCCCUCAGCUUCACAAAUGGGUAAUUUUGAAUGGGAUCCUGAGUUAUUUUUGGACUUGAGAGAUUGUAGAAUUGAUGCAAGUGAGAAAGUAUUGGUAUUUCCUUCGCAAAAAAUGGUUAACUGGCCUUGCGAAGGGGGAUCAUUGGGGUGGAGAACUCCAAAAGUAAAUGAUGCAAGGCCAAGGAGAGCAUCUAUAGAUGGGAGGCUGAGCAAUGAGGGUGGCUAUAGUUUGAGCUCAGAAUCUGAUUUGAGUUCUGAUGUAUUUAGUGGAUAUUCAGGUUCUGGAAGAGAAUUAAACGAAGGAUCAGGGGCUAAAGAAGUUGAUGUGUUGACAGUUUACCGGCCUCGUAUCAUAAUAAAACCCACAAAAAGGCAGGGAGUUACUAUAUCCAAAGGGCAUAAGAACUAUGAGCUAAUGUUAAAUUUGCAGCUUGGAAUUAGACAUGCUGUAGGAAGACCUGCUCCAGCUACUUCCCUUGAUCUGAAAGACACAGCAUUUGAUCCGAAGGAGAAAAUAUGGACCAGAUUUCCUCCAGAAGGCUCAAAACAUACUCCGCCUCACCAAUCAUGCGAGUUCAAAUGGAAGGAUUACUGCCCUUUGGUUUUCAGGACACUGAGAAAAUUGUUUAAGGUGGAUCCAGCGGACUACAUGAUAUCUAUAUGUGGAAAUGAUGCCCUUCGAGAGUUGUCAUCCCCUGGAAAAAGCGGAAGCUUCUUUUACUUGACCCAUGAUGACAAAUACAUGAUUAAAACUAUGAAGAAGUCAGAAGUAAAAGUGCUUAAGAGAAUGCUUCCAGCUUACUACAAUCAUAUACGGGUGUUUGAAAACUCCCUGGUAACCAAAUUCUUUGGUCUUCAUUGUGUGAAGAUGACUGGACCUGCACAAAAGAAGGUGCGAUUUGUCAUUAUGGGAAACUUGUUCUGCACCGAAUAUGCUAUUCACCGACGUUUUGACUUGAAGGGCUCUUCCCAUGGCCGCUUAAGUGAGAAGGUUGAAUCUGAGAUUGAGUCGACCACCACCCUCAAGGACCUUGAUCUUAAUUUUAUCUUCAGAUUGCAGAAAUCCUGGUUCCAAGAUUUCCGCCGGCAAGUGGACAGGGAUUGUGAUUUUCUUGAACAGGAGAGAAUUAUGGAUUACAGUCUUUUGGUUGGUAUUCACUUCAAGGAAAUAUCACACACAGGGGAACCUUUAUCGACUGAGGCUAGUGUUUCCAAUGCCCGGACUCCUGCCGUGAACGUAGGGCAAGAUGGUGAAGGAGCAACGCCCAGACUAUCUAGGGCAGGUUUGAAUGUUCUCUUUGAUCCUACCAGAUGCGCAUCUGUUCGAUUAGGUUCAAAUAUGCCGGCAUCAGCUGAACUAACGGUGAGAAGAAAUGAUGGUGAGUCUGAUCUGGUGGGGGAUCCAACGGGGGAGUACUAUGAUGUCUUCCUAGUCUUCGGUAUAAUUGAUAUAUUACAAGAUUAUGACAUUAGCAAGAAGCUGGAACAUGCAUACAAGUCAUUUCAAUACGACCCAACUUCAAUAUCUGCCGUCGAUCCCAGACAGUAUUCUAGAAGAUUCCGAAGUUUCAUAUACAGAAUUUUUACAGAAGACACCUAAAGUUACAAGCGUAAUUCUAUGUUCCACUUGCUGCCAGUAAGCCUUAAUGUUCAGUUGGUCGUCCGAGGAUGGACACUGGAGAGUGAAUCUGGUACCGCACAAUGCAAUUAUAGGUUUUCAUUUCCAUUUUUUAUAGGUAGGUCUUUGAUAUAUGAUUUGUCAAGUUAUAUAUUAGCAAUGUGAUUAGAGGGAUAAACCUGCUGCAACUGUAAAUAAAAUAGGAGAGUGAAGCUCAGUUAGAUUUAUUUUUGUCCCAGAGGUGAGGAUUCUCUGGAAUUUCUGCUCUAAAUAAAUCUGUAUAGAAGAAAAAAAAAGAAAGAAAUUCAAAUUUGAAAAAGCAGUUUGGCCCCGUUUCAUUUCAUAAAAGUUUCAUUUUAUAGUUGUUGAAAAGAAGAUUCAAAUGAUCAUGUGAUAACGAUUUGAUCUAUAAAUAUUAAGGGCAUUAAGGCUUCAGCGAGGUAGCCAUUGUUUUA